AUGUCUACACGCCGCUAUCGAUCGGCUGCUGCUUGUCAAAAUUGCCGUCGGCGCAAAGUCCGCUGUAGCGUGACGGUGACCGGAAUCCCUAUACACGAGAGACAUACACGUCGGGCUGCGUCUAUCAUUAGCAGCCCGCCUCGCGCAGAUUCCAAUGAAUUGAUACCACAGUCUUCACUUCCACUCGAUACAUUCGCGAAUGUACCACCUUCCCAUAAUAUAGACCGCUCUGAGCUGGCUGGUAUGAGAAGUGUCUCUAAUCCGCCGGAUUAUUCUCGGCGUCAGGGUGAAGAGCGGACUGGCGUUGAAAUCGCAACCAAAGUCCUCGGGAAAAGCAAAAACCCUGGCCAAGCGCCAUUCUACACUGGUCUGUAG
This is a messenger RNA of Penicillium verrucosum, 375 nucleotides long. Its product is annotated as Zn(II)2Cys6 transcription factor domain-containing protein. Lineage: Eukaryota; Fungi; Ascomycota; Eurotiomycetes; Eurotiales; Aspergillaceae. Gene Ontology annotation, biological process: regulation of DNA-templated transcription. Gene Ontology annotation, molecular function: zinc ion binding; DNA-binding transcription factor activity, RNA polymerase II-specific. The coding region runs from base 1 to 375 and encodes 124 amino acids. The record is from RefSeq and is a predicted model, not a curated record. The transcript has 2 exons.